Molecule: messenger RNA, 1104 nt
Organism: Dipodomys spectabilis (banner-tailed kangaroo rat)
Lineage: Eukaryota; Metazoa; Chordata; Mammalia; Rodentia; Heteromyidae
Gene: Nudt21
Product: nudix hydrolase 21
Exons: 7
Coding region: 134-817 (227 amino acids)
Cellular component (GO): mRNA cleavage factor complex
Molecular function (GO): mRNA binding
Source: RefSeq, a predicted model, not a curated record
GUUCUCGCUUUCUCGCGUUAAUGGCGGGUGGCGGCUGCUGAGCGGGACGCCGAUAACCGCUUGCCUGCACAGGGGGGAAAGUCUUUCCCUACCCCCUAUUUUGUGUUCGCUUGCAGUGCCGGAGUUCGUCAGCAUGUCUGUGGUACCGCCCAAUCGUUCACAGACGGGCUGGCCCCGGGGAGUCAAUCAGUUUGGUAACAAGUACAUCCAGCAAACCAAGCCCCUCACCCUGGAGCGCACCAUCAAUCUGUACCCUCUUACCAAUUACACUUUUGGUACAAAAGAGCCCCUCUAUGAAAAGGACAGCUCUGUUGCAGCCAGAUUUCAGCGCAUGAGGGAGGAAUUUGACAAAAUUGGAAUGAGGAGGACCGUAGAAGGGGUUCUGAUUGUACAUGAGCACCGGCUGCCCCAUGUGUUACUGUUACAGCUGGGAACAACUUUCUUCAAAUUACCUGGUGGUGAACUUAACCCAGGAGAAGAUGAAGUUGAAGGACUAAAACGCCUAAUGACAGAGAUACUAGGUCGUCAAGAUGGAGUUCUGCAAGACUGGGUCAUUGAUGACUGCAUUGGUAACUGGUGGAGACCAAACUUUGAACCUCCUCAGUAUCCAUAUAUUCCUGCACAUAUUACAAAGCCUAAGGAACAUAAGAAGUUGUUUCUGGUUCAGCUUCAAGAGAAAGCAUUGUUUGCAGUUCCUAAAAAUUACAAGUUGGUAGCCGCACCGCUGUUUGAAUUAUAUGACAAUGCACCAGGAUAUGGCCCCAUCAUUUCUAGUCUCCCUCAAUUGUUGAGCAGGUUCAAUUUCAUAUACAACUGACUUCUUGCAUAGAGGAGAAGUUGAAGCCGUCUCUGUGAGCACAGCUGUACACAGUGUGGAAGAAUAAAUGUGGUAGAAGUUCUGGUUUUAUCUCUUUUCCAUCCCUAAGUCUCCACCUAUUUUCUAUUUGAACAGUAACGUUAAUAUGAAGAACUAGAUAGUGUAAACAAAUGUGAUAAUGUUAACUUUUGGUUCUACUCAUACUUUUUUGUACAACAUUAAAGAACAUGAACAUCUAUUUGUAUUUUUUUUAAUUUUAAUUUCUCAUUAAACUCUAAAAAAUCUUA